CUCUGUCAUACAUCCUGCGUAUUCUCUCAGUUGACUUCUCACUUCUUCCCAAUUGCAACUAUAAAUCCUCCUGUUCUGGAAAAUACAGUAAAUCGCCAUGGGUCUCGCUCUGAAGAAGCCGAAAGACGUGCCCGGCCGCUCCUGGCCGGCCAUUGUCAUUGGUUUCUUCGUUGCCUUUGGUGGUAUUCUCUUCGGAUAUGAUACCGGCACAAUUUCCGGCAUCAUUGCCAUGGACUACUGGAAGGCGCUCUUCACCGACGGUACGCGCGAUGCGAAUGGCGGACCCGACAUCUCCGCCUCGAACACCGCAGCUAUCGUCUCCAUCCUGUCUGCCGGUACCUUCUUUGGCUCGCUCUCCGCAGCACCCUUCGCCGACUUCCUCGGUCGUCGAUUCGCGCUCGUAGGCUCUGCUAUAGUUUUCUCUUUUGGAGUUAUCCUGCAGACUGCCGCGACGGCGAUUCCACUCUUCUUGGCCGGACGCUUCUUUGCUGGUUUUGGUGUUGGGCUGGUUUCUGCUUUGAUUCCAUUAUAUCAGUCUGAGACGGCGCCGAAAUGGAUUCGUGGUGUUAUUGUGGGAGCAUAUCAACUGGCCAUCACCAUUGGGCUUCUCCUAGCUGCCGUCGUGGACAAUGCCACGUCGAAGCGCAAUGACACGGGCUCAUACAGAAUCCCCAUCGCCGUUCAGUUCGCCUAUGCAAUCAUCCUCGGGGGCGGCAUGAUCUUCCUCCCCGAAUCCCCGCGUUACCUCGUCAAACGCACCCGGCAUGACAAGGCUGCGCGUUCCCUCGCCCGCCUCAGACGCCUCGGAGUUGACCACCCAGCCAUCAUUCAGGAGCUAAACGAGAUCGAGGCAAACCACAACUACGAGCUACAUUUGGGAAAGGCGAGCUACCUCGACUGCUUCCGCGGCAACAUCGGGAAGCGGCUUUUGACUGGCUGCUUGCUUCAAGCGCUACAGCAGCUUACUGGUGUCAAUUUCAUUUUCUAUUACGGAACUCAAUACUUUAAAAACUCGGGAAUCACCAACCCCUUCGUCAUCCAAAUGAUCACCAGCGCCGUCAACGUCGCCUCCACCUUCCCCGGUCUCUACGCCAUCGACAAGAUCGGCCGCCGCCCGCUCCUGCUCUGGGGCGCCGUCGGCAUGGCCGUCAGCCAGCUCCUCGUCGCCGUCCUAGGUACAACCACCACCUCCCAAGAUGUCGCGGGCAAUAUUAUUGUUCAUAAUGUCGCAGCGCAGAAGGCGGGGAUUGCAUUCGUCUGUAUUUUCAUAUUCUUCUUUGCAGCUACCUGGGGUCCAAUUGCAUGGGUGGUUACAGGAGAGAUUUUCCCGCUCAAGGUCCGCGCAAAGUGUCUGAGUAUGACUACGGCUACGAAUUGUACGUGUCCUCCUUUCCCUCUCUAGUCUCAAUCGACUACUUCCCCGCCUGUAACAGGUUAACCUCCCAUAGGGCUCUUCAACUGGGCUAUCGCCUACUCAACCCCUUACCUCGUGAAAUGGGGACCCGGCAACGCAAACCUCCAGUCCAAAAUCUUCUUCAUCUGGUUCGGCUGCUGCUUCCUCUGCAUCGCCUUCGUGUACUUCUUCAUCUACGAAACUAAGGGUCUCACGCUCGAGCAAAUCGACGAGCUGUAUGAUGAGGUUAGUGUUGCGAGAAACUCGGUGGGAUGGGUGCCGACUAAACGUUUCGCGGAUAAAUCGCGGAAGGUGGGGGCUGAGGAGGUG
Molecule: messenger RNA, 1723 nt
Organism: Pseudogymnoascus destructans
Lineage: Eukaryota; Fungi; Ascomycota; Leotiomycetes; Thelebolales; Thelebolaceae
Gene: SNF3
Product: Plasma membrane low glucose sensor
Exons: 5
Coding region: 98-1402 (434 amino acids)
Biological process (GO): transmembrane transport; carbohydrate transport
Cellular component (GO): membrane
Molecular function (GO): carbohydrate:proton symporter activity
Source: RefSeq, a predicted model, not a curated record